Molecule: messenger RNA, 465 nt
Organism: Trichosurus vulpecula (common brushtail)
Lineage: Eukaryota; Metazoa; Chordata; Mammalia; Diprotodontia; Phalangeridae
Gene: ODAPH
Product: odontogenesis associated phosphoprotein
Exons: 2
Coding region: 1-465 (154 amino acids)
Biological process (GO): positive regulation of enamel mineralization
Source: RefSeq, a predicted model, not a curated record
AUGGCUCACUCACCAUCACCAGGCUGUUUCUCCUACAGGCUGCUGGUUUUCUGGUUAAUAGUAACUGUGGCAGAAGGUCAAAGAAACAGAUAUAACCCCUUUGGAGUAACAGAGCCGAAUGUUAAUCCUACAGACUGUCAAAUCUUUACCCUCACUCCUCCCCCUGCUACCCGGCCUCCAGUAACAACCUCCAGGCCAGUCACUUUCACAACCAGAUGGUGCCGUUUUCCUCCUUUCAGAAAACCCGGAAUACCCUUUGGCUUCCCCUACCAUCCUUUUAGACGUCCAAACUUCGCUCACCAUCCAAACUUCCCGCCUCACAUCCAUUGCAAUCACCCAUUCUCACAUCAGGCUCGGAAAGGAUUCCACCUUCACUACUUCCCCAGAAGGCAAUCCUCAAGAGACAGCUCAUCAGAGGAAUACAGAAGGAAAAGAGAAGUCCCUGCCCUUCUGAAGCGGAUAUGA